This is a messenger RNA of Corylus avellana, 2579 nucleotides long. The record is from RefSeq and is a predicted model, not a curated record. NCBI's taxonomy places the organism in Eukaryota, Viridiplantae, Streptophyta, Magnoliopsida, Fagales, Betulaceae.
CCUGUCUCAUCUCUCAUCCCUCAUUUCUUUGCCUUUCCUUGGAGACUCUGAUGAAAUUUUGUAUAGAAAAGUAAACAAAUGAAGCCCCUGACGCAAGGAACCAUACUCAAAAAGCAAUCUCUACCUCACCAACUGAAUCAAAAACCCAGACUACAAAGCUGAUACUUCAAUAAAUAUAUCGAUCGCAUUACUUGGAUACGCUGCUUUUGAUGUUAUUCACUCGCUGUUCUUGUUUUCUAGUCCUUGAUUCGCUUAUAUAUCGAUCACAAGCUUCAUAUGCUAAAGAAGGAUAUAGUACAUACAUGGGUUUGGAUUAUCUCUGGGCGUUCACGGGGUACUUCAUCAAAUAAUAAUGAAGGGACCGUCUUUUCUGUCGUUCAACUUGUCCCCAGACUGGUUUGCUUUAUGUUUGCAAAAAUGCCUGAAAGAAAAGGCUUUGCGACCGGGCAAGCAAGUUCAUGCAAUUUUGUUGACUACUGGGAUUGACGUGAAAGUGUUGUCCUUGAAUUCAAAGCUUGUUGGGAUGUAUGCAAGUUGUGGGGACGUAAGGUCGGCGAGGCUCGUGUUCGAUAAAAUUCAAAACCCGAAUGUUUUCGCAUUGAAUUGGAUGGUACUGGCUUCCGCGUUUAAUGGGUAUUAUGAGGAUGCUAUUGGGUAUGUUUGUUUGAUGCGGGAACUGGGAAUUCUUGGCAAUAAGUUCACGUUUUCGAUUGUGUUGAAAGCCUGUGUUGGUCUGAUAGAUGUAAAGAAGGGAAGAGAAGUUCAUGCUGUGGUAAAGAAAAUGGAUUUUGAAAAUGAUGCGUCAGUGGCAAAUGCUUUGAUUGAUAUGUAUUGUAAAUGUGGGAAAGUUUGUCAUGCUCGUCGACUGUUUGAUAGAAUGGUUAGUAGAGAUGUCGCUUCUUGGACAUCGAUGAUAUGUGGUUACUGUAACAUAGGAAAGACUGAGCAAGCGCUUGUGUUGUUUGAGCGGAUGAAGUUGGAAGGACUGGAACCGAAUGAUUUCACAUGGAAUGCGAUGAUAGCUGGCUAUGCUCGGUCUGGAGAUACCACUAAAGUGUUUGCGCUUUUUUCUAGAAUGACUAGAGCAGGGUUACUUCCUGAUUUGGUUACUUGGAAUGCGUUGAUUUCCGGCUUCGCACAAAGCCAGGAAGCAGGCAAAGCAUUCAAAUUGUUUCGCAAUAUGUUGGUUUUUGGGAUUAAACCCAAUGGCGUGACUGUGGCAGGACUGCUCCCUGCAUGUGGAUUGAUUGGGUCAAUUGAAAGAGGGAGAGAAAUUCAUGGGAUGAUCUACAGGAUGGGGCUUGAUAUUAAUGUCUUUGUUGCUAGUGCUCUUAUUGACAUGUAUUCAAAAUGUGGCAGUGUUAAAAAUGCUCGAUGCGUCUUUGAGAGGAUUCCUGUCAAGAAUAUUGCAUCAUGGAAUGCCAUGAUUGGAUGCUAUGGGAAGCAUGGCAUGGUUGAUUUGUCGAUACAGUUGUUUGAGAGGAUGCAAGAAGAAGGAAUGCAGGCAAAUGAAUUGACUUUUAUUUGCAUUCUUUCUGCAUGCAGCCAUAGUGGUUUAGUAGAGGAAGGUGUGAAUAUUUUUAGGACAAUGAAAGAGGGUUAUGGGAUUGAUGUUGGAAAAGAGCAUUAUGCUUGUGUUGUUGAUCUUUUGUGCCGUUCAGGGAGGAUGGUAGAAGCUUAUGAGUUGGUGAAGGACAUGCCAACACAAGUCCCAGAGUCAAUUGUUGGAGCUUUCUUCAAUGGUUGUAAAAUCCACGGAAGAAGAGAUCUGGCUAAAAUGAUGGCGGAGGAUAUUCUGUCAAUGGAGUUGAAGAAACCUGGAGGUUAUGUGACACUGUCAAAUAUUUAUGCUGCUGAUGGAGAUUGGGAAGAAGUUGAGAAUGUAAGGAAGAUGAUGAGGGAAAGGAACAUUCUUAAGAAGUCUGGUUUUAGUUGGGUAGAGGAGAAAUGAGUUUGUUGGAGAGGAAAAAGAAAGUGAUGAAGUAAAAAAUGGGAACAGGUACGUCCUCUACUGUAACACAGUCAGUUCAUAGUGAUUUUUUCAUAUAUCCACCACUCCAAUUAUCAUUCAGAUUCUGAACUACCUAGGAAAUUGUAUACGACAUACUUAGAAUUAUUUAACUUAUAAAAAGGUAUGAAAUUGGAAUGGCUCAGAUGAAGCAUACAAAAUUUUGAAAUCUAGGCAAUAAAUUGGGAAUAUGACCGUUCAGAACUACUUUCACGUCAAUCUUUCCCGUGCCCUGAGUAGAACAAGUGGUUGUCAUUUAUGUCUAUGCAGUUAACAAUAGGAAAAUGGGUAUAUUGGUCUUUUGCUUCCCCAAAUCAAAUUACAGGAGCAAUAAAAAUUUCUGAAAAAAAAGAAAGAUGCAUAAUUUAAGGAGACAUGAGUUAAUGCAUUGUUUGCUCCAUGACUUUGUGGCAUUCAUAAGUUCAUAAAUUUUGUGGUCGUCUUCUGUUUGAGCACCUAUUCCAAGAUUUUCACUUACCAAAAGAACUAUCCCCAAGAUUUUUUUAAGUAGGAACAAGAAAAGCAGAGAAAGAUGCAGGGAAUUAGUCAGUACUCUCUUCUGAAGGUGCGG